CAGCUGUCGAACGAACCGCCUGACGAUUUCUGACAACUACUGGCUUGACUCACCUGCCGAGUCUUGUCGUGUUUUCUCCCAUUUUUUCUGGUCAUAUUUAUUCCUGCAAGCCUGCUCAGUUCUAGUGGCUACUCGCACCAGCACAGCCUUUCCUGAACCCUCAGUGCACUCACGAUGCAGUCUAAACGCCCGCCAAACCUUUCGCUCCAGAUUGGACAGCGACCUCCUGCGCGAACUGUAAUAGAGCUGCCCACUCCCGUAGAAGAACCGGUCGAUAACACCCAGGCUCAUGAGGAGGAAUAUAGGUCUUCGUCUCCUUCAUCAAGUUCGUCAGGAUCCCAGGAUGCGUUCCUCUUGAAUACAGGAGAGGAGAACGACUUUGAUUCGGACGACCUGUCAAAGGAUCUCGCUGUACUGGAGCAGCUGCGACGAAGCGUGCACAAGAACCUUCGUCUGCGUCCCAUUCGCUCAGCCUCUGGAUCCAUGCGCAGUCAACACACACCUGAGCUGGGUGCACCCUCUUCGCAGUCUUCAGACUCUCCUCUCGAGUCCAUCACCGACGUCGUCCGCCAACGAACACCGAGUCCUGAUUCUGCUUUCAGCCCCGCGAGUGCGUACUUCACCCCGCUUACAGAGUUCGGAGCGACACCCAUCAGUGCCCUGUACCAUUCCCGCCAUACUUCGCUCGAUUUCCAAGUCCUCCAAGCGCAGAUGCAGCAGCCAGCGAAGCCUACCUCGUCUGGUCAGGGCGUUAGUCCUGCGCUUCUCCUUGCUAGGCUUUCCACGCCUACCCGUCCAUUACUCAUCGAUACCCGGCCAGUGGCGGCUUUCAUGCGGCUGCACAUACCACAAAGCGUGAACCUCGCUAUUCCAUCCCUUAUCCUCCGCCGCUCACGAAAACCGGCUAAUGCCUUCCAUACCCUCGAGGCGCUGCGCCAGUAUAUCACCACGGAGGAUGGCAAGCAUGUCUGGGAUGAUCUGAUGGCUGGGCACGACUGGGACGGAGAUGUGAUUGUGUAUGACGAGAUCAUGCUGCAGAAGGAUCGGAGUAACCACCAGGCCACCGCUUGGGCAAUCAUGGAACUCGUCACACCGCUCUUAGUCCAUGGUAGCGUGGACUUUCUUGAGGGUGGCUUUGCUGCAGCGCGCACCCACCUGUACCUGUCUGAACGCAUGGUGUCGAGCCCAGAGACACCUGAUCCCCCGGAUACCGCACCGGAGCUGAGUUCUGCCCCAGUCCUAUCCUCGAGUAUCGCCACUAGCUCUAAAAAGCCUACACUUGCCAUAGGGCUGGCGCAACUGGACACAAUCGUCGCCUCGCGCUGCACGAAGUUACCAGAGAUCGAGCAGCCCACUCCGUCACCUCAACCUCUCAUGCCCGCCGCCAUCAACUCAUGGAACGUGCUCGACGACUACGCUAGUCCUUCUCCCGCACCCUCUGCCACCGUUUUCUCUCGCCCACAGCCCCCUCGCAGGCCGAGCAUACCAACUCUCCGUCGGAUCGAUACCGAACGAACAACGCCGCUGCCAAAGUUGCAGGUUCCAAUAGGGCAGUUGAGGUCGAAUACCCUUCCUGCUCCCAGUAGCGCCAGAUCCCGCUCCCGUUCGCCUUCACAUCUCACUCUUGUAUACUCCAAUCUCUCCCCGCCGCCACUUUCGGCGCUCCUAUCUCCUCCAAACCCUUCAUAUGGCCAUCUCCCGCCACCCUCGCCGUCAUAUGCACAGCCUAUGACACCGCACUCGCCACGCACGCCAAUGCCGCGUUCACCUGCGACUGCGCGCGCAGAGCUAGAUCAGCCGCCGACGACGGAAGAGCCGUUCCCGGAGUUCAGUGUGUCCACAAUCCUUCCCAAUUUCCUUUUCCUCGGUCCAGAGCCCGCAUUGGAAGAGCAUGUCGAGAUGCUACUCGCGAACGGGGUGAAACGCAUCAUCAACAUCGCAGCCGAGUGCGAUGACGACCAUGGUCUGCGGCUCAGAGAGCGCUUCGAGCGCUAUGCGCACAUACCAAUGCGCGAUACGGUCGAGGAAGAUAACAUCACUCGGGGUGUGCGAGAAGCGUGCACGUUCCUCGACGACGCACGCCUCCACUCUGCACCGACUUACGUCCACUGCAAGGCUGGCAAAUCACGAUCGGUCACGGCAGUAAUGGCUUACCUCAUACAUGCAAACCACUGGACGUUAUCGCGCGCAUACACCUUUGUCCUCGAGCGGCGCAAGGGCAUCUCGCCUAAUAUUGGCUUCGUUUCCGAGCUAAUGACGUUUGAGGAGCAGGAGCUCGGCAGCAAGUCCGUCGGAGUCGUCAAGAUGACGCCCUCGGAGACCGACAGCGACUCGGCGCAGGCGGGUGGUGGCCCAACGAUGGCGGGCAACUAUUCCGUCGCACUCGGUGGCCGACGGCCGCAACACUUGCGCGAGAGCCUGCCGCCGGCGUUCUCUGCGCAACACUCGCUGAACCUGGUGCCGAUGUUUCAGGACGCACAGCUGGGUGACUCGCAGCAGGAGCUUGAGAUCAAGGACGCGGAUGGGCGCUACCGCCACGCGCGGCGCGCGCCCGUAAACGAGACGACGCUGCAGCCGAUGCGACGCGUGAGUAAGGCUGGGCUGGAGAGUGCUGUCUAUUUAUGAGUCGGCGCACGUCGACAUUUCUUCCAUUCGUUUGUGUGUCUGCUUUGCACUAUCACAUAUACCCUCGCACGUCGCUGUUGUCUUUUUGCUGCAUAAGGUCACUACUAUUCUUCUUCUCAUGUAUGUGUCCUAUUAAUAUCGCAAUUCGAGGAGUAUUGGAG
Phanerochaete carnosa HHB-10118-sp is the source of this 2786-nucleotide messenger RNA. RefSeq lists its product as uncharacterized. The coding region runs from base 175 to 2625 and encodes 816 amino acids. The record is from RefSeq and is a predicted model, not a curated record. Gene Ontology annotation, molecular function: protein tyrosine/threonine phosphatase activity; MAP kinase tyrosine/serine/threonine phosphatase activity. Gene Ontology annotation, biological process: negative regulation of MAPK cascade; protein dephosphorylation. The transcript has 2 exons. NCBI's taxonomy places the organism in Eukaryota, Fungi, Basidiomycota, Agaricomycetes, Polyporales, Phanerochaetaceae. Gene Ontology annotation, cellular component: cytoplasm.